Spodoptera exigua (beet armyworm) is the source of this 3397-nucleotide messenger RNA. The record is from the annotation of a GenBank genome assembly. Lineage: Eukaryota; Metazoa; Arthropoda; Insecta; Lepidoptera; Noctuidae.
CUGUUGAUAGUUGUAAAUAAAUUCGCUUUUUUCAUUAAAAAAUUGUUUAUAACUGAAUAAUGAUAAGUCCUUAAAAGCAAUAUACAGUAAAUAUGUUUCCCAUUAACCACAAGACGAUAUUUGUGCUAGACCACACACCGUAUUUCGGUAUAUCAUCAGAUAAUCCGAUAGAUUUUGAUGUGCCGAAAAAUAGGGGUUAUUUGCCUGUCCCACCGAUCUGUAAGUCAUUAUGGACCUGCAGUGUGGAAGCGGCGGUGGAGUACUGCAGGAUAGUGUGGGAUUUAUUUCCAGAAGGCAAACUGGUGCGUUUUGUCGUGAGUGACAACACAGCCCAUAUGUUAAAUACAUGGGCUGCUUCACAGCAAAAUUUGACACAUCUCCUCAAUGGACUCUGUCUAGUGGGGCCAGUAAGACGUGGUGCUGGUGGUGAUGUAGAAGGGCUGGUGGCUGCCAUAGAAGCUUUAGCAGAACCAUCACCUGAGCAGGCCAAUAGGCCUACUGAAAGACAUUUUCAGAAUCGUGGGCGUGUAAUUUGCAUAACAAGUGCCAGAGACAAUGAUUCUAUUAAGAACUUAAAGGAUAUCGCUCACAAUACAAUUGUCCAAAUAAACAAAAAGGCAUCUAUGGUCCAGCCGCCCACUACUUCUGAUUCUGCGAACACAACACCUCAGCCCUUAGUAAUACAUUACUGUCAUAUAGUUAUAAUAAAUGUCACACCAGAGAAUGCAGAAACAGAAGUUACCAAUCAACCUUUAGCAGAGAUAGCUGGUGGACAAAUCGGUGUGGAAGUAAUUGUCUCACGGGCGAGUGCAUUAGCCAAUCUGCUUGGUCGAUUGGUGUUGCCACAUUACAAAUUAGCUACCACCACUGUAACUGGUAUCCCUAUGAAGGAAGAACAAAAUGCCAGUUCUAGUGCGAACUACGACGUGGAAAUAAUUCACGCGGCAGAUGCUCACGCGGGGCUGCGAGCGUCACAAACUGCUGCUGAAGCUUUGGAAUCGGUGGUGCUCCGGUGGUGGACGCCCCGUGGCGCCGAGGGGGGCGCGUCAGGGUGCUGUGGCGCACUGUGGCGCGUCACUCCCGCGGACGUGGCGUCCCGACCCUCCGCCUGCCUCGUCAACUUCCUACUCAACGGCAGAUCCGUCACUCUCGAAGUUCCGAAGAAAGGCGGAGGUAGAUCAGCGUCACACGUGCUAGCAGCGCAAGGUGGUGAGCUGUGGAUAGGAGCUCUAGGCGGACGCACGCCUUACGACGACCCGCCUGCGUUAUCUGAAGGAGCUGGGGGACGAGUCACUGAUUACAGAAUCAAAGAGUUUGGUGCUCUAAUGCAACAGAACAGACUGUAUCCCCUUCGCGGUGCCGGGGCUAACGGGCGGGCAAGAGCGCGGCUACAGCGACAUACAACAUACUGGCCGCUUACUAUAUCUUCUACUCUCAUAUUUAAUUUAGGAUCGGUAUUGGAACCACUGACGCGACUAGUAGUACAAGAAACGUUGACUGACGAAGAAGUGGAGACGUGUCGUAAUGUACUCCUCUCCUUAUUGGCCAUGGAGUCGCGGCAUGAGUUCCCCACAGCACAACUUCCAUCUAAUAUAAGAGGGAAGUCAGUGGGUCGUCGCGAGGAGCAAUGGCGGCAGGUAUGGGGCGAGCUGGAGGCGCUGGUGCGGGCGCACGCCGCCGCCCCCCAGCACCGCGCGCUGCUGCGCGUCCUACUCGACUGUCGCGCCCACAACCACACGUCCGACAGCGAAUCUCGUGCCACAGUGAUUCGCGCGACUACAGACUCGCCGCUAUCCCCUGUAGGGGCUGGUAACGGCAGUUCAGGCAACGGCAGUUCCGGCAACGGCAGCGACGUGUGGGCACCCCGCAAUGUACUCGAUGCCUUACUCGGCGCGCCCCGGCCCGCGCGACGACCUGACUUCGCCGGCCGCAUGGCCGCCGGCACUAGAAUCGCGACCUUGUACCCGCAGUUACAACAAGACGUCGAAACACCUCAUUAAUCUUCAAUUGUUCGUACAAUUGAAUCGAUAUCCAGUACCUACCGCAGGCCAAAGUGUAAAAUUCGGCACAAGUCGUUGAUUGUCCUGUAAUAAAAUCUCAUUCGAGUCUAUCGCUAAAACAUAAUAAAUGGAAGUCGAUAGAACUCCGGAUGUGGUUGCCUGAUUAAUGUUAUGUGGUUCGGCAACGCCGGCCGCCGCUUGCGGUGGCAAUGGCCAUUUGUGACGCGUGUAUUAUUAUGGUGUUGCAAAACAACUCGAGUUGUGUUGAAAGUGACAAUGUAAUAGAAAUUGAAGACAAAAUUUAUAUUGAAUUUUGUUUCGUUCUUGCAUUGCUCAUUAUAAUAGAUAAUAAGGUAAUAGUAUAAUGUAAGAACAUGUGAAUAAAUACAAUAUUUCGGAAUAAGGAAGUUUGGUUUAUUUUUGGUUGAAAUGAAAAAUGCGACAUUAUAAAAUUAAUAUCUUAUAUUUGUUCAAUAAAAACUACAUGUGGGCCCGUGUGCCCGGCGCCCGGGUAACACGACCUUUGUAUUAUCUUGUUGCAUAUAAACUCUGCGGGCAGACUGUGUCAUAAGGCAAUGGUGUGAAUGGCGGCCUCGCGGCCUCGUCAAGGCAUCUGGUCCGGAUCUCUCCGCGGCGACGGCCCUGCGCCCUCGCCGCCGAAACUUUACAAUUAUUGGAAUGUCACGCUGGAUGCGAACGUUCGAACGUUAAAAAUGAUUACAAACGAAACCUAACGCUAGGCCCCCUCGUGGGCCACUCCGAAGAUACACUCACAUCGAAAUAUUGUACAAUCUCAUACUCUCGAACGCGCCCGACCACUCGGUACACGCUCCAAAUAUCGAUACCCUAUAAAACUUACAAAAUCGACCGGUACUUAAACUUAACGCUAAGUUAAAAUUAAUCGGAAUUGAAAAAUAAAUUACCUAGGUACAAUAUUUUAGUCUAGAAAGCUAUUUAUAGGCGCACGAGGGUCGCUUGGUGGGAGUGCGCGGAUGUCAGUGUGUAGCUUUUCGAAGUUUCUUAGCGAUAGGUAACGCGGACGCGUCUGAUGAGUCACCCAGUGAGUUCUCUUCUGAGCUGGCUUCCUCCAUUUGCCUGCGUCAAACAAACGGAACAAAUUACUACAUGUAUUCGAUAUGAGUUAUCGGAGAAAUGGUGAAAUAAGUGUGUGCAUAAAAACCGAUAGAACGGCUGGUUGUUGGUACAAUGAAAUGUAAUUACAGAGUGUGUAAAGUGGUUACCGUUUGGCGCGCGGCGUGCUGAAGGCGGAGUCGGAGUUGUCGGAGGGGGACGCGGGGGUGGCGGGGGUCGCAGGAGACGCAGCUUUCGCAUCCAUCGAGUCCUCUGUGCACGACGUCGUCGUGUCCUCAUUCACUGAGUCUGCACCUAAUUUUCCU